UUCUUCUCCUUGUUCACAACCUUCUCGUGUCUGCAGAGAGAUUCGGGACAAACGUGUGAGGACAUCAGCGCUCUUAAUAUUUAUUUCUUUUGUCUUUUGCAUGCCAUCAUGUGCUGGUUGCUGGCUGGAUGCUGUGGGCUCGCUUUGAUCAGCAUCUCAGUGGCCCCAGACCCCGCCGUGCAGAUCACCCAGAAGCCCCGGUUCUGCGGUGUGAAAACCAGAUACAAUGUGAUCAUUGGCUGUAUGUCCACCCAGGACCUCCUGUCAGCCAAGGUGCAGUGGUACAAGGCCGAUAAGUACAACGAGGAUGUUCUAAACAGAGGCGAAAUAGAGGAAGAACAAAAGUUUAAAUUUUUUAACAGCCAUUCGCCAAUGAAGUUUCUCUUCAUCAGCGGUGUGCGGAUAGAAGACAGAGGAGUGUACUUCUGCAAGUUAAACGACACAUGGGGACCUGGGACUGCAGUUGAAGUUAUCAGACCCAUUGGCCUUCCCCAGGCUCUGCAUAGGACCAAUAUGAAGGAUGGUCUCAUUAUCCUCCAGGGCCUGGUGCUGGCUGGCUGUAUUGCUGCCAUACUGCUGCGCAGACGACAACUGUUGGAAAAGAAUGACAGCAUAUACGAGGAGCCUGACACUGAUCACAUCUAUGAGGGUUUGGCGAUCGAGACGUGUGGCGGAGAUCUGUAUGAGGAACUCUCUGUGUACGCCCAGGCUGACGGAGCCGAGGGAGCCGAGGCCCCAUGGGAGUGAGACAGCCUCACAAUAGCAUACUACUUACAAGUGCUCCAGGUUUGAGGUACUUAUUGUCCUUAGUGCAUUACAGUAGAUGGCGGCCGGCAUGUCUCAGCUUGGAGAAACAGACAGAACUACUGUAGCAAAGCAAUGUUCUGCUGUGAACGGGGGCAGCACAUUCAGUGUACGCUAUAUUCUGAAUAUAUUUCACUGCUUUACCUUGCUGUCGCGGUAGACCAGCAACUCCUGUGUUCUGCGAGGUAAAAUUACUGUGUUUGUCAAAGGAGUCUUGUGGCUUUGAAGAGGACAUAGAUAGCGGGCUCCGUUCCCUGACGGCGAUGGUAAAGCAGUGACAAUAUUCCAAAUAUAGCCCACACUUUUUUGCAGCUUGCUCCGUCCACAGCAGUACGUUGCUUUGCUCUCCAGUACUCCUGUCUGUUACUCCACAUCUACUGUAGUAAUACCCUGACUAUGGAAAAGUACUUUGUACAAACCCACAUCUACUAAUCUGACCUCUCCCUUUAAGAGUGCUUGAGGAGAUUUGUCAUGUUUCCUCUAGUAACAGUUUGUUUAUGAAUGUGCAACAACAUAAUUAUUGUAAAACGCUUGCUAUACACGCUGUUGAUUAUAUGCAUGUUUUUAAUUAAUAAGCUGUGAUUUGAAUUGUACUGAAGUGUAAAUGAACAAUUCUGCAAUUCAGAUUCGACAGCUGACAUUUUGGUGCUUCAAGAGGCUUUUUCUUUUUUUAUAUAUAAAGUGUUUUGUAUUGUUUCAUAAUGACUUCUCGGUCUGAGAGUUUGAUAUCUAUUUCAUCUAAAUGUUACAGCGUGUGCAUCAGAGCCUGAACUAGGCCGUGCUUGAUGUUUGAUUAUAUAAAAAAACUUUAUUCCUUUUUAUUCCUGUUUAUGUAACAAGAUUAAAAACAAUAAACAUGUUUCCAUUUGCUGGA
Molecule: messenger RNA, 1678 nt
Organism: Anarrhichthys ocellatus (wolf-eel)
Lineage: Eukaryota; Metazoa; Chordata; Actinopteri; Perciformes; Anarhichadidae
Gene: cd79b
Product: CD79b molecule, immunoglobulin-associated beta
Exons: 5
Coding region: 109-747 (212 amino acids)
Biological process (GO): B cell differentiation; B cell receptor signaling pathway
Cellular component (GO): external side of plasma membrane; B cell receptor complex
Source: RefSeq, a predicted model, not a curated record